CAAAUGCCCAGGACUGGAGAAUGUGGGUAACUCUUGCUUCUUGAACUCGCUGCUUCAGUCAUGGGCCGCAUGCCCUUCCCUGUACUUUUGGCUUCAGAACUCUGUGACCUGUGCUCAGAACUCUCGAGCCAGCGAUCUUUUGGCCAGCACCAUCUUCAAGAUUCUGCGUGUGUUAAACAACGAGGUGGAGGAGUGUCCCGAUCCUUACAAUCCGGUCAGCAUCCUACGUGCCCUCCGCGCUCGCCGAUGGGUCAUCACUGCGGAUGAGCAGCUGCCCCAGGUGCUAUGUGUCCACCUACAGCGGACCCAAUGGCUGGACAAUGGGGCACCGGUCAAGCGCUACGACCACGUGUCCUUCCCAGAGAACCUACAGAUGGACCAGUACCUCUUCUCCAAUCAGAACAAGGCAGGCGGGGACGUCAGCGGCCUGCUGGGUGGGGCUGACCUCACGCUGCAGAUGCUCAG
Molecule: messenger RNA, 465 nt
Organism: Aplysia californica (California sea hare)
Lineage: Eukaryota; Metazoa; Mollusca; Gastropoda; Aplysiida; Aplysiidae
Product: ubiquitin carboxyl-terminal hydrolase 30
Biological process (GO): protein deubiquitination
Cellular component (GO): cytosol; nucleus
Molecular function (GO): cysteine-type deubiquitinase activity; cysteine-type endopeptidase activity
Source: RefSeq, a predicted model, not a curated record